Angiostrongylus costaricensis is the source of this 513-nucleotide messenger RNA. Lineage: Eukaryota; Metazoa; Nematoda; Chromadorea; Rhabditida; Metastrongylidae. The record is from the annotation of a GenBank genome assembly.
AUGUCGUUUUCGUACUUAUCAACUGUUGACCGCACGUACAAGCGAUUUGCUUGUGAGGAUUACGAUAACAUCGCAUACCUUCAUCAUCCCAGUGGCGUUAGCGUUCUUGUACUUCGAAAUGAAGUAGUUACGGUAGAUUUUGGAAAUACGAAGAGAACAGGUCUAUCCAGAAAUGAUCAUGUCGUCGUAGGCAAAGGGAAGAAGGGUGGCCUUCAUCUCCAGAAAGAAACACGUAUAUGUGUGAUUCACUGUAAAGACGGUGAGAAGGUCAUCGUACGAGCAGGAGUUAGAGGUGUUCUGGUUGAGGUUAACGAGCGCCUAAUUGAUAAUCCAGAUCUUCUUAGAACUGCUCCGGAGAAUCAGGGUUACAUAGCUAUAAUCGCUUUUGGGGCAGGCAAAAGGAAACCGGAUGAAUUCGUCACCGAGCUUCCAGAGAAGCGGGUGUUUUUCAGAGACUAUGAGACCUGUUAUUUGGAAACGAAUGGAUCUAAUGAAGAUGAACAGUUACAAUAA